AUGGCCUCGCAACCUUCUCACAUCAAUUUCCCCGGAAAGACCUCCGCAACGCCCGGCGAAGAAUUCGAAGUCCGCCAAACAUCCACGUCUGAGGACUGGCGCCCUGAUCCAUCAAAGUCAUUGCCUCUUUCACCAGCUCGACAAGCGUUGGUCGAUGAUAUUAUUGCGUUGUACUCCAUGGAGCCGACCGUCGACCGAGUGAAGCGCUACACUGCUGACUGUGUUUACGAUGACCAAUUUGUCUACGCCAAUGAUCGCUACAAGAUGGCGGGACAGUGGUUCGCCUUGCCCAAGCUUUUUAAUGCCAGCAAGAACGAGGGAUACGAGAUCGUCAAGAACGACCGCGACUUGAUCCAGUUCAAAAAUGAACAAAGCUGGACAUUCAAGUUGAUCCCAAAGACUGCGACCAUCAACGCGCUCGUCAGCCUGAGCUUGGACCCUGGAACAGUCGACAGCGACUUCAUCCAGGUCAAGUACCACAAGGAUCAGGCAAAUGACAAAGACUACAGUCACGAGGGCGUGGGCUUCUCGUUCAAGAAGUGGCAAGCGGACAACGUUGCAAAGUACAUGGACAGCAAGGAGGUCGAAGUAUUUAUUGCCGACAAGGACGCAAGCAAGAAUAAGGUCAAGAAAUAUGGAACUGGCAAAGCUGAAGGUGAUGCUCCGACGAAGGAUCUCUAA
Colletotrichum chrysophilum is the source of this 681-nucleotide messenger RNA. RefSeq lists its product as uncharacterized. The record is from RefSeq and is a predicted model, not a curated record. The transcript is spliced from 2 exons. Lineage: Eukaryota; Fungi; Ascomycota; Sordariomycetes; Glomerellales; Glomerellaceae. Bases 1 to 681 code for a protein of 226 amino acids.